GACGAGGCAGUGUGUGUGUGGCCAGUCGGUAGCGACGCGUCCCCAGGCGCGCGAGUCGCUCGAGUCGCUGCGAUGAAUCGGUACAAGCGUGAAUCCAUGGCGAUGGAGGCCACCGCCACCGCCACCGCCACCACCGCGUCGUCGCGCGUCCUAGUGUCCCUCGUCCGCGUUCUCGCCGUGUUCCUCGUGCUUCUGUGGCCGGUGUUGAGCGAGGAGACCACCAGCCUGACCGGCCGUAUGCGAGCGAUCAGCGAGGACCUGGACCGGCAGCUCAACGAGAUAAUGGCCUCGCAGGCGCUCAGCUACUCGACGGUCAACACCGUUGGGCUGCCCUACAACGCCACCACCAAGUUCAAUCCGAAGGGCAUGGGCCAGCUGUACAACGUGACGAAUAUGUUCAUCGACCUGGUGCAGAGCAAGCAGGCGUAUCCGGAGGGUAUGAUCACUCUGGUCGACGGUGCACCGGUUUUCGCGGACCCUCUAAAAGAAUGGAAGAUAAUAGUGACGCAUUACGGAGGACUAGCCGGUCUCGCCAUGAUCGGACUCAUCCUGGCAGCUAUUCUUCCCUGCGCGGGUCUCUUUUUCUGCUGUUGCAGAUGCGCGGGGCACUGCGGUGCCCGAAGCCAGCCCUUCGACAAAAAACACGAUCAUUGUAGGAAGAUUAUGCUCAGCAUCGUGUUGAUCGCCGUCGCCACUAUUAUUCUAUUCGGCGUGGUGUGCGCUUUCGUGACCAACGAGUACAUGCAGGAGGGAACCAAAGAGCUUCCGUGUAAAGCCAAGACUAGUCUAAAGGACGUCAAGCUCUACUUGACUACCACGAAACAAGAGAUCGACAAUUUGCUCAAGACCAAUCCCGAGGAGCUGGAAGUUACGCUCAACAAUAUUCUGCAGGCCAGCGGCAAAAUUGUCACCGAACAACUGGCCGAAUACUCGCACGCCGUCUCUCUGACGAAUCUCAACGACAUCGUUACCGGUUUGGAAUCGAUCAGGGAGGAUCUGAGAUUGAUGAAUAAAAUAACGCAGGAAUUGCGAAUAAACGCCAGUCAAUUGGACAUUGUUGUUCGUGGCGUCAAGAAAAACCUUCUUCACACGCUGGCUGCGUGUACGACUGACAAGUGCCAACGGGUUCUGCACGACUAUAAAGUGAAUCAGAUGUCGGUACAGGUGGACUUUGAUAAGUACAUGGACCGUUACUUUCCAAAGCUUCUAGCAUCUCUGCCGGAUGUUACAUUCGCGUUACAUAACAUCACCGUACUCAUGGAGAGUAAUAUAGUGUCGGAAGUGAGCCAGGGUAGGGAUUCAUUUCUGAAGAUUCAAAAGGAUAUACAGCACGCCGUUAAUCAGACGAUCCCCGUGGUCAGCGCGAGUAUUCGGCGAGCUUGCAACUACCUCGCGAGCAUCGCCAAUAAUAUGACUGCCCUCAUCGACAGGAUAAAUGUCGACAUAGAUAAAGUUUAUAUGCGACACUUGGAAGUUGCCCGGAGCAAUAUAAAUCAGUAUUCGCCUUACAGAUACUAUCUUGGCCUUGGUAUAUCCGGUAUUCUUCUGACCGUCUUGAUGUGUUUGACGUGUGGUCUUCUCUGCGGUAUUUGCGGAAAGCGUCCAGACGGAUACGGAGAUGAUUGCUGUAACAAGGGGUCAGGUGCAUGGUUUCUCAUGAUGGCUGUGUGGAUUAUCUUUCUGUUAACGAGUGUUUUGAUGGUUAUAACCGUUGUUCACAUGAUAACCGGCGUUAUGGCCCAACGUGGUAUCUGCGAGCCUCUAAAGAAUCCGAAAGACAACAGGAUGUUCGAACUGGUCGACGAGCUUGUGCAGAUCAAGAGAAUACUCUAUCCGAAGAAUCCUAAUGCGAAUAUUAACAUGAGCUACAUUGUAACCAAAUGUCAUCAGAACGAGACACUUUACAACGUGUUGAAUUUGAAAAAUAUGUUUGAUGUCGAGAGCCUGCGCGAUUACAGUGGGCGUUACGACAUCAAUGACACCAUCCAACAGCUGCGCCGGAAAAUCAGUCUCUCUCCCGGUGUGGUGAUCCUGAAGGAUAGUGCGAGAUCCAAGUUGAACGAUCUAGCGCAAAGCGGUCUCAGUGACAUCAAGUUCUAUCAGUACGUCGAACUGCUCGCCGAGAACAUCACGAAUAUUAACUUGGAACACCUUGCCAAACAGUUGCGAGAGGUUUCUGCUAAAUUGCCGGAGGGUCAAGAGGAAAUCAAGCUCAGUCUCGAAAAGAAUGCGCAUGACUUGGAACAUUAUCACAGAGACUUGGUCAUGCCCAUGACCACGCUUAGCGAGCAAUUAAGCGCAAACGCGUUGGCGCUUCAGGAGAACAUUAAGUUCAAUCAUAGCUCGAUGGCGGACGCUAUUCACGAUUUAGUGGAUGAAGUUACCAAGGCGCAGCAGUUUCUAAAUAAGGACGGGCCGGAAUACGUUCAAUACCUCGCUAACAAAUUUGGCAAUGCCUUCUUGCAUCAAGUGGACAAAUUCCUCGAGCACGUUAUUGAAUCUGCAAUUUUUAAAAUUGGAAGAUGCGCUCCUGUGUCGAAUGCUUAUAAUGCAACGCUCGUGGCAGGAUGCAAUAGAAUUUUGGAUCCAUUCAACGGUUUUUGGGCGAGCGUCGGUUGGUGCUUGAUCCUAUUCAUACCGACGAUAGUGCUGUGCGUGAAGCUGAGCGCUCUGUAUCAAAAGUCAGAUCCAUAUCCGGGGCCUCUUGUCGAAGCUGAAUAUUUGUAUGACGCGUACGCAGACAGGGAUAACAUACCCCUCGCCCAUGUCCACGAUAAGAAGCACGUCUCUCACGGCAGGCAUCACCCCGCGGCGUACGUCGAGAGCUACGACGGGCCGGCGGUAGGGUACGGCGAACGCGAGAGGAUUCCCGACGCCCAUCAGAGCACGUCGCACCACGACUCGAGAUACUCCGACUUGGCGCCUAAUUUCACCCUAUCGUGGCGAAACCACAAACAUACCACCCCUUCGAAAACAGAACCUCACAGUAAAGUCUUUAGCCUAUCACUAGAGUCGCAAAAUUGGGACUUCCCCAACGGUGGUCCGCCAAGGUAUCAGUCACCUGCCGGAGCUCCGCCUCCUUUAAGUACUGAAUACGAACGACCGCCGCCCUAUUACUAUCCUGGGCCAGGGGAUAGAAAUUAGGAAACGAGUGCCGUGGCAUGCACAAAAGCAGCGCUGAACAGUGUGGCGACGCACAGCCUCACCCGCAGCUACAAGCGAAAAAAGAGAGAGAAAUCCGGAUGUAAGAGGGACUACGUAUAACUUGGCGUUUGUUCCUGAGCGUGCCACGGAUUGUGCGAACAGCAAGACCAAGUUUAGUACAGACUGAGAUAGGCCAAUGAUCCUUUCACGACGCGGACGUUUCCUCCUUCCGUGGAACGCAAGUAACACGUAAUCGACAUAAAUGCGACGCAAAUUCCUCUUUUCGUUUAAGCAUCGCUUUAAGAAUUAAUACUCGUGCGUUCCCGUGAAACUGUGGAAGAAACAUCGUUCUCGAUUAAAUACAGACUUUGGAGAAUGCGCGAAAUGUCGCCGUUUCUCCCUUUCAACGUAAAGACGAACAAUGCCCGGAUGUAUGUACAGCUCACUCGAUAUUCAUUUUCGUCUAUCAAGUAUGGAUAUUGGGGAGAUACAGUCACGGUAACUGUACGUAUUGAAUAAAAGGUUGAUCGAGCACAAAAUGGAGUCAAAAGAGAACAAAAUCACAAGAUGAAAAGAAUUCUCUUUCGUUUAACAAUACAUCAAGACUGUGUAUGAAGAAUCACAUAUACAUAUAUAUAUAUAUAUAUAUAUAUAUAUAUAUAUAUAUAUAUAUAUAUAGAUAUAUAUCUAUCGAUCGAAUUAUCUAGCACAAAUUAUUAAUGCUGCCAAUCUAAUGCGUCGUUUUUCAUGUGAGGGGGACCUCCUCUAUUUUCACACCAGACUACUGAUCCACCAUCGCCACCACCACUUUGAGCCACCAAGCAACGCCAUAUAAAAAUGCCAAACGACACACGUGCAAUUUACAUGUAUUGUUGUUGCGUUACGAGUGUCGCGUGGUUCACGGAUCUCGCUCGUCUCUGCAUACAAUAGUUGAGGAGAGAAGAAUACUGAUAAGAUUCUUGUAUUCCGCCAGGUGCCGAUUUCUAUCUUACGGCGGAAGGAGAAAAAGAGAAUUUUCGAGCGACGCGCGAUCGCUCUAAAAUCGAAAUUAUAAAUACUCUGUGUACAUGGAUUUUUAAGUAGUCUUAUUAUUCUAUCUUACUGUGUAACUUUCUAUCGAUAUAAACUGAAGCGAUUCUUACGCCGCGUAGAUCGCGCCUAUACGUUCACUUAUUCGGAUCUACGCGCUGUAUGGAUUCUUCGAUACAUGUAUUAUUGCAGGAUUCGUCAUUCUUCUCUCGCCCCCCACCUCCCACCCCACCCCAUUCGAGUACAGUAAUUUCUCAUCGGACACGCAAAUGUUUCUCGUUCUUACAUAUUGUUUAAUUCGUGUAUAACGAAUUUAAGGAUCUACAUGGUGCAUUUCCGUUACAGGUAUCGUGAACCAGCAAAGAAUUUGCUAAGAAUUGUAGAGUUCUUGUUUUCAUCUAAUUGAUAAUAUAUCUCUUACACCACUAAUUCUUAAUGCAGGCAUUGUACUACGUAGAUCCAUCACAUCCACUAAGUUUGGAAACUUUUAAGAUCGAGAAAAUUAUAAAAAAGGAAAACAGUACAUAAUCGUUUUCUGUCGUAAUACACGUAUAUCAUUUCCGAGAAAGAUAUCAAUCUCUAUUUAUUUACAAGAUUCGUUUAAAGUGAAUUAGCAUUCGACUGCCAAAAAAAAAA
Molecule: messenger RNA, 4809 nt
Organism: Solenopsis invicta (red fire ant)
Lineage: Eukaryota; Metazoa; Arthropoda; Insecta; Hymenoptera; Formicidae
Product: prominin-like protein
Exons: 17
Coding region: 73-3144 (1023 amino acids)
Cellular component (GO): membrane
Source: RefSeq, a predicted model, not a curated record